AUGGUCUCCAACAAAUCCUUCAUCUUCAAGAAAGUCCCAACGCACGCCCCCGUGCCGGGCACACACAUCGCCGUCGAAACCCGCCAAUUCGACCUCGCCCAAGAACCUGCCCCCGGAGGCGCCGUCGUGCGCGGUCUAUACUUCAGUCUCGACCCAUACAUGCGCGGCCGCAUGCACGGCCCCGAAAUCAAAAGCUAUGCUCCGCCGUACGAGCUCGACAAGCCUAUUGUCGCGUAUGCCCUCGUGCAAAUCAUCAAGUCUGCGCACCCAAAAGUGAAAGCCGGGGAGGUUGUGUUUGGUCGGUUCGAUGUCGCAGAGUAUAGCGUUGCGGGCCGCGAGGCGCUGGAUUGGGACCAGACGACCCCCAUCCAAAACACGUAUGGUGUACCACUCUCGAAUUUCUUGGGUAUUCUCGGUAUGACCGGAAUGACGGCGUAUUCGAGUCUUUAUGAAAUCGGGCAGCCGAAAAAGGGGGAGACGAUCUUUGUGUCUUCGGCGGCUGGCGCUGUGGGACAGAUUGUCGGGCAGAUUGCAAAACAUGAGGGUCUGCGGGUGGUCGGCAGUGUCGGAGACGAUGACAAGUUGGAUUUCAUCUUGAAGGAUCUAGGGUUUGAUGCUGGUUUCAAUUAUAAAAAGGAAAAGGCCGGUGACGCGCUCAAGAGGCUGGCCCCGGAGGGUAUUGAUAUCUACUAUGAGAAUGUGGGAGGGGAGCAGUUGGAGGCUGCGCUGGACAAUAUGAAACUGAAGGGACGAAUUAUUGCAUGCGGCAUGAUCUCGCAGUACAACCUGCCGGCCGACCAGAAAUACGGCAUCAAGAACAUGGCCCUGGUCAUCGGCAAACGCCUCCGCAUCGAAGGCUUCAUCGUGGGCGACCCGGACUUUGGGCCCAAGUACUACAAGGAGCGGAACGAGCGGCUUGGUGCAUGGCUCGCGGACGGCAGCAUCACCAGCAAAGAGCACAUCGACGAGGGCAUCGACAAGGCGGCCGACGCCUUUGUGGCGAUGCUCGAGGGCAAGAACUUUGGCAAGGCGAUUCUCAAGGUGGCUGACCCAGAGUAG
Talaromyces rugulosus is the source of this 1059-nucleotide messenger RNA. RefSeq lists its product as uncharacterized. The transcript has 4 exons. NCBI's taxonomy places the organism in Eukaryota, Fungi, Ascomycota, Eurotiomycetes, Eurotiales, Trichocomaceae. The record is from RefSeq and is a predicted model, not a curated record. The coding region runs from base 1 to 1059 and encodes 352 amino acids. Gene Ontology annotation, molecular function: oxidoreductase activity, acting on the CH-CH group of donors, NAD or NADP as acceptor.